AGUCAUUUGAAAAGUAGGGUCCUCAAGUUGGACUUCAGACGCCGCCCCCGUCCCCUUCAUGAUCCGAUCGUCGAUAUAUAUACAGACUGCGUCGAUAUCUGCGAUUUAUAAUUGCGGAGCUGUGGCGCUGUGUUCGAGCUUGUCGCUGAAUGAAGAACUAUCUGUACAUCCCUCAGUCUUUCAGAGAUAAGAAUCACCAUGAUACUGAGUAUUCUUGUGCUAGCAUUACACCUGUCUUCCAGCCUUGCACAUCCACAGUGCCUUGAUUUCUACCCACCAUUUGAGCUUCCAUCAAAUAGCCAGGUAUUUUGUGAUGGUUACAAGGAUUUUGGUUGCUGUACAGAGGUUCAGAAUGAAGCCAUCAGGGACAGGUAUCAGGUGCUCAAGAGAAACCUGCCCCAGAGUGCCUCCAACGACUGCAGAAAUUACCUGAAGGAUAUCUUGUGUCAGGAAUGUUCGCCAUACGCGGCUCAUUUAUUUGAUGCAGAAACUACACACCGUAAGACUCCGCUGCCAGGUCUGUGUGGGGCGUACUGCUCCUCUUUGUACAAUACAUGUCCAGAGGUGAUUCCUUUGGUAACAGAUGAUGAAGCACUCAUUGAAGCACAAAAUGCAGGUGAGAGUGCAUUUUGUGCUGCUGUGGAAAUCGGUGACAUGGACUAUUGUUACCCGAACAUCCUCCAGGAUACAUUUCUCGAUGACUUGGCUUGGGAUGCACGAACUGGCGGAGGAGACGGCUGCUUGUGCUUUGAAGAAUUUGCCAACAGGCUACGCAACCCCCUCCUUGCUGUUCAUGCCAACGACAAAACACACCGCCUCUUCAUAGCAGAACAAGUAGGAAUAGUCCAUGUGUACCUCAGGAAUGGCACACGACUCGAUGAUCCCUUCCUUGACAUCCAGGACACCGUACUAACAUCAAGUCGGAGAGGGGAUGAGAGGGGCUUCCUUGGACUAGCCUUUCAUCCAAACUUUGUCAACAACAGCAGAUUGUUUGUCUAUUACAGUACCACUUUAGUUUCCUCAGAGAUCAUAAGGAUAAGUGAAUUUCAAACCAUGUCUAAUAAUUCUAACCGGGUUAACAUGACAACAGAGAGGAUUAUCAUUGAUGUUGAGCAGCCUGCUGGUAAUCACAAUGGUGGUCAGAUGCUCUUUGAUAAUCAGGGCUAUUUCUAUGCUUUUUUUGGUGAUGGUGGUCGAGGGGGAGAUCCAUUCGGACGUUAUGGAAAUGCCCAAAAUUUGGCCGUGCUUCUUGGAUCUGUGAUAAGAAUCGAUGUGGAUCAGCAAGAAAAUGGACUCCCGUAUGCCAUACCACCCGACAACCCAUUCGUCUCAUACAACAACAGCGAAAGACGUCAUGAGAUUUAUGCGUAUGGCACAAGGAACAUGUGGCGUUGUUCCAUUGAUCAGGGGGACAGGGAAACGGGGGAAGGAAGUGGGCGUAUGUUCUGUGGAGAUGUUGGCCAACACAGCUAUGAAGAGAUUGAUAUCAUUGAGAAGGGAGGCAACUACGGAUGGAGAGGGAAAGAAGGAUUCUCAUGCUAUGAUAAUACUAUGUGUAAUGAUUGGCUGGAGAAUGAAGUUCUGCCCAUCCAUGCAUACCCUCACACUGUUGGCAAAUCUGUGAUCAGUGGAUAUGUGUACAGAGGAUGUCAAUACCCAAACCUAAAUGGAAAAUAUAUCUUUGGAGAUUAUGUGUCAGGGCGAUUGUUUGAAUUAAGUGAGAACACAUAUACUCAAGAAUGGAACAGUCGAGAAUUCUGCCUCGGAGAUAACACUGUUUGUACUGGGUCUUUGUUGGGAUCCUUUCCUAAGAAUAUCCUCUCAUUCGGCGAGGAUGAAGCAGGAGAGGUGUAUCUCCUCUCAACCAGUGAUGCCAAGACCACCGUACCUCAAGGGAAAGUCUUCAAGAUAAUUGAUCCACGAAAGAGAGGAAAUCCUGAGAAGUGCCUUAAAGAUAUCAGAGAUGUUGAUGUUCAUGGUCCUACCACACCAUUUGAACCAUCACCUACAGGAAGUGCAAUAUGUGUGACCCUGCAUCCUCCAUAUCACUUGGCUGUGCUAUGCUUAGCUCUCCUCUUUAUACAUCAUCUUCUUGUUGCCAUGCCAACCAGCUUGCAUCACUAUGAACAUCUACGCUAUGUUAAUCUACCUCUUCCAAGAUGCAGUGGUAACAUGGAAGGUUCUUGUUUCGAUCCUGCUAUUCAGAAAACCUCAGAUGCCCUAAGAAAUGCAAAGGAGAUUACUUGGAGGUCGACAAUAACACAUACUGCGAAGCAAAGUUUGUGAUAACGGGUACAGUCCGGAAGGCGCAUCGUUUCAACAAUGAAUUGCGACUGAAUAUCUUUGUUGACGAACUCCACAAGAGAGCUUACGACCUUCCUGCCAUACACGCAGGACGCAGGAUCUCAAUCUCACAGUACUCGCGGUCUGGCCGCUGCCGAUGUCCAAACCUAGAGGUUGGACAGACUUACUUUAUUCUUGGGGAUUACAAGUCAUCUUGGCAGAAGUUGAUCCUGAAAGAGUCUUCCAUCGUAAAGCGCUAUCAUUGGUCUCACUCAGCCAUGAUCCCUCAGCUAAAUAAGGAAUGCAGGGCUAUUACCUUAGAGCUUUUCAUGAAAGAGUUUAGUUGAAGGACUAUUUAGAUGGUGAAAAUUCUGUCCAAAUACUGUUUGAAUAUUUCCAGAAUUUAGUCAAUGCUUUAAAUUUUUUAUGCAAUUCGACCUGUACAAAAAAAUAUUCAUUGGUAUUAUAGUACAUGUAGCAGGAGAGAAUGAUAUAUUGAAAAUCAUGAUAUAUUUUCAUUUGUUUUUUGUAAUGCCAAUCAUGUGUUACAAAUUCCACAAAUAUUUGAAUGAUGAACAAUGUCUGAUGUUCAGAUUAACUUGAAAUUCUUCUUCAUACAGGUAUAACUGUGGUUCCAAGACAUUUGCUCCUACAACAAUUGCGUCUACUGAAAAUGCAUACAUUAAGCCUAACAUAAACCUGAGCUUCAACCCUUGAUCUUCAUCCUAAUCCUCACAUGGUUCUGAACCCCCCCC
Molecule: messenger RNA, 3038 nt
Organism: Lytechinus pictus (painted urchin)
Lineage: Eukaryota; Metazoa; Echinodermata; Echinoidea; Temnopleuroida; Toxopneustidae
Product: HHIP-like protein 1
Exons: 9
Coding region: 199-2286 (695 amino acids)
Molecular function (GO): protein binding
Source: RefSeq, a predicted model, not a curated record